This is a messenger RNA of Chelmon rostratus (copperband butterflyfish), 3179 nucleotides long. RefSeq names its product zinc finger protein 662-like. Gene Ontology annotation, biological process: regulation of transcription by RNA polymerase II. Gene Ontology annotation, molecular function: DNA-binding transcription factor activity; RNA polymerase II cis-regulatory region sequence-specific DNA binding. The coding region runs from base 90 to 2231 and encodes 713 amino acids. Lineage: Eukaryota; Metazoa; Chordata; Actinopteri; Chaetodontiformes; Chaetodontidae. The record is from RefSeq and is a predicted model, not a curated record. The transcript has 5 exons.
GUUCACCACGUCCGUUUUCCACUAUAUAUGACCACCAGAAACGCUGUCCCACCAGUUUAAGAGGCGGAGGGACUUAAGUUAAGUCCAGGAUGUGCUCCGUCGUCGGAUGUUAUUCGUGGCGUCGCACUGCGCAACGCUUCAAGUUACCGGAGGACCCGGAGAGGAGGCUGGAGUGGGUCCAGUUUCUCGCCACAGUCAAUAAGCAGCGCUUCAAAGAGUCGUCCUGGACUGACAUCACAAUCUGCAGCGAACACUUUAAAGAUGACUGUUUUGAAAGCGUGACGCCGAGCCAUUCAGGCGUGACUGGCAAGGUCCAGCUAACGUUAAAGCCCAGCGCUGUCCCAUCACUAUGCCUCCAGUCAGAGGCAGACGAGCCUGAGCCACAUCUGGAGAGGCCAGAGUGUGUGGAGCCUGUGGAAACCACAGAUGCUACUUGUCAACGUGCUAUACUUCAAACAUGUGAUGGCCUCUAUUCAGAAGAAUCAAGACUUACUUCAACAGCAGCUCAUGGAAGCCCAGUCCCAAGAGGAGGUUCAACUGAUACUCCAGAUGUGUUCAUAUCUGUCUAUGGCCAGAUGCAUCCAAACAAUAUGAACAUUGAUUUGAUCAGAGAAAAAGCCGCACUUCUACAGAUGAAGGGGAAGUAUGUUGUGAACGAAAAACGCCUCCUCCAGUUGUUUAGCUGCAAGUGUCCGUUGUGUGGUUCUAAGGUAAAGGUGGAGAAGGUCACCUGUGGGCUGCUGAUCAUCUUGAACCAACAGUGCCUUCAGUGCCAGUACAGAAACCAGUGGAAAAGCCAAGUCAAUGCCAGUGUCCCAGCAGCUGAAGAUCAACAUCUGACAGGAGGCUCAGAUGUAACUCCAGAGGUGCAACAGGCACAGGCAACAGAUGACACCGAUAGCAAUAUCACAGGGGUCCCUGAGAUUGUCGCUGUUAUUGAUGACGAAAGUGACGCCAUGGAUGACACAGAGGAAUCGGGUGAUCAGGGUGACAUGGACUCAGACGAGGAUUGGAAGCCAGCGAAGCAUUUUCAAAAGGAAACAGAUGACAAGACCAAAAAUGAAGAGGAAGAAAGUCAUGAUUAUCCUCCGCUUGCCACCACACACAGUCAGCUCUGCACAGAGUGUGGGAUGUUUUUCAACAAGCAGCGGUCUCACACGUGUGAGCACAAAAUCAAACCCUUUUCUUGCAACAUUUGUGGCAAGAGAUGCGUCAGCGAGGUCGCUCUAAAUUGCCACAGCAGAGUUCACAAUGAAAACUAUGAGCAUCGGUGCAAAUACUGCCACGCUACGUUCAAAACGAAGGUGGACAAACGCACACAUGAGCAGACCCACCUCACUGAAGGGAAGCCCUACAAAUGUCCCGACUGUUCAGAGACGUUUGCCACAAACAAGGACCGCAGCAUCCACCUGGAGGAUCACAGAGGCCCCCGCAAGUUAAAAUGUGACAUCUGUGGGAUUCAAUUUGUCACGCCGCUUUCUCUCCAGAGACACUUAGCUGUGCACACAGGGGCGAAGCCAUUUAAGUGUUCAGUGUGCCAACGUGGCUUCAACCAGGCAAGCCACCUGAAGUCCCACAUGCGUCUGCACACGGGGGAGAGGCCUUAUAAGUGCCAGCACUGUGACAAAUGCUUCAAUCACAACGUGAGCCUGAAGAGUCACGUCCAGCGCUACCACACGUCAGGUUCUGGAUGUGAACAGAAAAAAGAAAAGAUAAAUGAAAGGGAAAGUGACACUGGCGAUGCUGACGGAAACAGGAACAAGAAAGACACAAACUCUGAGUUCGACAAUGUAGAAGAAGAGCAAGACACAGAAGAGGAGAUGCAGAGGGAGACAGCAGGUCUGCCAAAAAAUAAAAAGAGGAGCACAGGCAGACCGAUAGGAAGGCCGAAGAGAAAUGAAUCAGGCAAUUUAGUUCUGGCAGUUCAAGUGGAAGGCCAGUGUUCAAAGAACAAGACUGGAAAAACACUGAAGUUAAGGCAGAAGUUAAAGAGAGCACAAUGCAGUGAGCUGAGUGACAGCGACACAUCCUUUGAUUCAGCAGGGGAGGAGGGGGAGAGGAGCGAGGAGGCGACAUCGAGCACAAGCAGAUCGAGAGGAAGGGGGAAGAACUUGGACAGUGACUCUGAUUUUGACCCAGAAGAAAGAAAGAAAAAGAGGUACAGCAGCCAGAGCAGUGGUAAAAGUUUAGGGAAGCGCAGGGGAAGACCACGAAAAAAUCUAGUGGUGUGAAGAUCCUUAAAAUAAGAGCUAAAGAAUUAGUUUUGUUGAAAUGAUCGUGAAAAGAAAGGAGCCAUAUAAAGUGGACGUUCAUACAGAACCGGAGUGAGUUUCAAGAAAAUUGCAUAAUAUGACAGAGAAAACAUCCACACCAAGGCCAGGGCCACGCUCAAAUGUUACUGCCUUUAAAGAGAAGCUGUUGCUUUAUUCAUACUUUUGAAUCUUGUUUCCGGAUGUGUAUUCUAUAGGAUCAAACUGGAUAAAAGCAUAUUAAACACGGCUGAUGUGAAGUAUUGUCCAAUACUUUAUUCUUAAUAAUACUGCUGUAUGUAAUGAUGAUUCAUCUGUAAACUGCUGGAAAGUUAAUCACACAUUCUGCCAAGAAGACUAGUUAAUUUGCUUCUACUGUACAUCUAACAGGUCAGAUCAUCUUUCAGGAGGUUUGUGUGUGUAUUUUAACAUUUUUCAUGGCAACAGGGUUGAAAAAAGCUCUCAUCUUGCUACAGAAGAACAAGUACUCUUGACAUUUUAUUAUUGUUAUUGUUAUUAUUACUAGGCUACUACUAGUACCAGGAGUGGAAGGAGUGCAAAGAUCCUUUACUUAAGUAAAAGUGCUAAUAUCACACUUUGAAAAAUACUUAAUUACAAGUAAGUGUCCUGUAUUGUCAACAAAAAGUACUUAAAUAUACUUAAAGUAGCAAAAGUACCUAAUUAUGCAGUAAAAUGGUCCCUGUCAGUGUUUUAUUAUGAUAUUUGACUAAUAUUCUGCUGCAUUAAAUGUGAAUUUUGUAUUUUACUGCUAUAGAUGUUUAAGGUUGAGCUAACUUUAAUGACUUUAUAUACUGUUGGACAGUUUAAUGUACAGAAAUGCAUAUUUAGUCAUACAGAUAGUUUUGGUGCAAUUUGCCAACGUUUUGAAUAAUCCGACUUCCUCGUUUCUGUCCAAUAAAGUCCAAGUGA